AUCAACCAAAGCCUCCCCCUACCUCCCCACAUGAUCCUCCCAAACCAACACAGUUACACUCCAUUUUCCAUCUUCCCAGUGCUUCUGAGAUAUCAGAUAUUAUCUGUUGUAUGGGGUAUAAUCCGACUUGUUAAUGUAUGGAAUUAAGUCUGGAUUAUGUCUAUGUGAAAUCAAUUAGAGGGCCUUCCAAAGUGUAUCCGUGUGUGUGUGUCCCUACAGCCUUGUCUCUUAUCACCCCUGAAGUCGUAAAUAUUCUGAACUGUUUCGGCCCCACGGUUCUGUGGUAACCUUUUGACCUGCAGAGAAGUGGAGGAGGCAAAGGGGCUUGUCCUGAAGAAAGUCCAGGUGCACCAGCUAAUAGUUAUAAAAACAGAUCACGUACUCUUAAAACCGAUGAGCCCACUAAACAAGCAAGAAGGAGAAGAUUCACUGUUCCCCCACGCUACAGAGAAGGCUGAUAAGAAGGAGGGGCAACGUUGGGCUAAUGUCAACAGCAUGUAGAGAAGAGGAAGAGGAGAAGAGGAACGCCUGCAGGAGGCGCUGAGAAGAAGAAACAAGUGAACGGAUGAAGACUGGGAGAAGAAAAGGUGACAUCAUGGCAUCCAAGGUUUAUGGUCUCUUCGGGGCCGCUGGAGAAGUAACAAGAAGAAGAGGAAGAUCAUGUGACCAGACGUGGAGUCCCAGAAGCGGGAGGUGUUGCCAUGGAGAUGCAACCCCUGAAGAAUGCAGAGGGGAGGAGGACAGAGUGAAUAAAAGAGAGUUGCUGAGUCUGUGAAGGAGAUUGCCUUUGAUGGGGUGUGUGUGAGGUAGAGAGAUGGAAAGAAGGAAGCUUUUGCGUUGAGCUUUUUGUCUGUGAUAAUCUGACCUGGUGUCAUUUUUGGAGAGCUCAUUCAGCUCAACUUUGCUAUAACUCGGGUUUUUGGCAAAGAGUUGUUUCACUUUUUAACCCGCUGUGUCGGGGUUUCGUUUGGAUUAUUAUUCUUUUUUCAUCUGUGUGAAAUAAAACCUAGUUCCUCGGAUUCGAGGAACGAAAAAAGGAUUUACGAGUGGGGUCUCCUCCUGUCGGUAACCGAGCAAAGCAGGAUAUGGACAAUGCGGAAGGUGAAGAGGCGAGGAGCGCAUCUGAGGGUGGUGAUUCCAAGGAUGGAGCGGAGAUCAUGAGGACUCCAGAGCGGGGUAAGGUCGCCAAGUCUCCCCCAGUGACUCUUCCUCGUUAAGAUCCAGAGUCUCCGGAACCGCGGCCUGGUUCGGGACCGGUGUCACCUGAUCACGCCCGGCUACAGGUGCGACUCGCACGCCUGAAAUAUGAGGCCGAGGACAAACAGCGAAGGCGGGAGUUCGAGCUUCGCAAACUGGAACUCGAACUGGAAGCUGACACGAGACUAAAGAUGAGACGAAUGGAGCUGGAGAUGCAGGCUGAGAGAACUGUCCAUGGUGCUGAUGCAGCAUCUAGAGGCUCCCUGGCAGCGACUGAGAGACUGGAUGUCGGGAAGUGCAUGGGGCUGAUGCCGCCGUUUCGCGAGGCCGAAGUGGAUAGUUACUUCGCCGCAUUUGAGCGUAUCGCUACGACACUCAGUUGGCCGCGUGAAGUGUGGCCUCUUCUCCUUCAAUGUAAGUUGUCUGGGAAAGCGCAGGAGGUAAUGACUGCUCUAUCUGUCUCUGACUGUGGGGAUUAUGAUACUAUUAAAGACGCAGUUUUACAUGCCUAUGAAUUAGUACCUGAAGCUUAUAGGCAGAAAUUUAGAUCUCUACGUAAACGUGAUGAGGGGCAAACAUUUGUUGAAUUUGCGAGAGAGAAGGGUUUACUGUUUGAUAAAUGGCUGCAGUCCUCAAAAGUGACCAACCUGAACGAAUUACGAGAGUUAGUUCUACUGGAGGAGUUUAAAAGAUGUCUUCCUGAAAGAACAGUGUUGUAUUUAAAUGAGCAGAAAGUGAAUAAUCUGUCAGCUGCAGCACUUCUGGCUGAUGAGUUCAUGCUAACCCACCGUGUUAAAGUGGAAAAAGUAGUCAGGGACAGAUCGCAUGCUGUAAAACCUAGGCACUUUGAAAGAAACUCAGAAACAAGUCCACCAAGGUGUUUUUACUGUCACCAGGUGGGUCAUAUUGUCAAAGAUUGUCUGAUCCUGAAGAGGAGAGAGAGGAAAAAUGAUCGUGUGGUAGCAUUUGUUGCAUCAGAUGAAACUCAGAAAAGGCCAGGCUUGCUUGACCCCUCAUAUCAACCAUUUAUUUUGGAGGGUUCUAUAAGUAUGGGGGAGGGGUAGAGCGUGCCAAUAAAAAUCCUCAGAGAUACUGGAGCAUCUCAAUCAUUGGUACUGGAGUCUGCGCUUCCCUCUGAGGCAACAGUCAAUACAGAAACGUCUGUGUUGUUGAAGGGUUUGACGGGUGAAGUUAUGUCAUGUCCACUUUGUGAAGUGAAAAUCACAAGUAACCUUGUGUCAGGUGUUUUUAAAGUGGCUGUGUGUAAAACUUUACCUAUUGCAGAGGUUCAUCUGCUGCUGGGAAAUGACAUAGCAGGAGGAGCCGUUGUUCCUGUGCCUCAGGUCAUUGAACACCCAGAGAAAGUUGCCUGUGUGAUGUCCCCACGAGGUAUUGUUCCAUCGUGUGUAGUGACCAGAUCAGCUGUACGUCAUGAGGCAAAUGAA
Molecule: messenger RNA, 2642 nt
Organism: Nothobranchius furzeri (turquoise killifish)
Lineage: Eukaryota; Metazoa; Chordata; Actinopteri; Cyprinodontiformes; Nothobranchiidae
Molecular function (GO): nucleic acid binding; zinc ion binding
Source: RefSeq, a predicted model, not a curated record